Messenger RNA from Cricetulus griseus (Chinese hamster), 1275 nucleotides. NCBI's taxonomy places the organism in Eukaryota, Metazoa, Chordata, Mammalia, Rodentia, Cricetidae. The record is from RefSeq and is a predicted model, not a curated record.
GACAUGCUUUCUGAACAGACUGCAGCCCUGGGAGUGGGAUGGGGGCCAACGAAUGUACAGCUGGAUGGAGCAGAGUCCCAGAUGGAAAGAGGAAACCAGGAAGAGGGCCCAUGGAGAACAGCACCAGGGCCACUGGAGCACCUUCACUGUGACCUUGAAGAGCCACUAGCCCUUCAGGAGAAGGCUCAGUCUGCUCCCUGGGUUCCUGCAGGUCCCCAGGAGGGGACCACUGGAGACUGGGAAAUGGCAGCUGCACUUCUUGCAGCCGGAUCGCAGGGCCUGGUAACCAUCAAGGAUGUGUCCUUGUGCUUCUCUCAGGAGGAGUGGCGGAGCCUGGAUCCCUCUCAGACAGACUUUUAUGGAGAAUAUGUCAUGCAGGAAAACUGUGGGAUUGUUGUCUCACUGAGGUUUCCGAUCCCCAAACUGGACAUGCUUUCUCAGCUAGAGGGAGGAGAAGAACAAUGGGUCCCUGACCACCAGGACUUAGAAGGGAGAGAUAUCCUGAAGGUCACGUAUACAGGAGAUGGAAGUGAACAUAAGGGUGAGACUCCCGAGCUAGAGGCAGAACCUCCCAGAAUGUUAUCCAGUGUGUCUGAAGAUACUGUUCCCUGGAAUCCAGGGCAGGAUCAGAGCUGGGAGUCCAUGCCCAGGGGCUCCAGAGGAAUGCACCUAAGCCCACCCUUUCUUCAGGAAGACAGUUUCUCGAGCCUUCUAUGUAGCACGCAGAUGGAUUCUCUCUUAAAACCCCAUAUGUGCCCUCAGUGCGGGAAACAGUUUGUGUGGGGCUCCCACCUUGCCAGGCAUCAGCAAACACACACUGGGGAGAGGCCCUACAGCUGCCUCAAGUGUGAGAAAAGCUUUGGGCGAAGGCACCACCUGAUCAGGCACCAGAAAACCCAUCUACAUGACAAGCCAAGCAGGUGUUCUGAGUGUGGCAAGAAUUUCCGAUGCAACUCCCAUCUGGCCAGCCACCAGAGAGUGCACUCGGAAAGCAAGUCCUAUAAGGGCCAAGACAUCGGAGAGAGUCCUGGGGCUCAGAAACAGCAACAUGCCCUACCAGUGCCAAAGAGCCACGUGUGCACAGAGUGUGGGAAGAGCUUUGGCCGAAGGCACCACCUCGUGAGACACUGGCUGACCCAUACUGGGGAGAAGCCCUUCCAUUGCCCUCGCUGUGAGAAGAGCUUUGGCCGUAAACACCACCUGGACAGGCACCUGCUGACCCACCAGGGACAGAGUCCUGGGAGCAGCUGGGACAGAGGGACAUCUGUCUUUUGA